CUCUCCACUGUCUCUCACCAACAACCUGGUAACCCUCCCCGAGGCUUUGGUCUCGCUUUCCCAUUCUUCAACACUUCUUUUUCUCACUUUACUGUUUAAGCUUUUUUUCUCUCCCUUCCACCCACAGUCUAGCUUGCAUUGUCUUUCUGUCUGUCUUUACCCCUCUCUUUUCUUUUCUUUUCUUCUCUUCUCUUCUCUUUUCCAUAACUCCAAACCAGUUUACACUAACCUUGCUCACUACCUUCUUCUUCUCUCCCCUUUAGGAUUUGCUCCAACAGUCUCUUAGUUGGAGGAGCUAGAGAUGUUCCCUUUUGUUUUGCUCUUUUACUUUUUCCUUCUCUGCUUCAACUCUAUUGCACCUUUGGUGCAUUCUCUCAAUGCCGAAGGCUCUGUGCUUUUGACACUAAAGCAGUCGCUCACAGACCCGCAAGGCUCCAUGAGUAACUGGAAUUCCUCUGAUGAAAACCCUUGUUCAUGGAAUGGUAUCACUUGCAAGGACCAAAAUGUUGUGUCCAUCAGCAUCCCCAAGAGGAAACUCAACGGCUCUCUCCCUUCUUCUCUGGGAUCUCUCUCCCAGCUCCGCCAUGUCAACUUCAGGAACAACAAGCUUUUCGGAGACUUGCCUGCACAGCUCUUUCAAGCUCAGGGACUGCAAAGCUUGGUGCUUUAUGGCAAUUCAUUUUCCGGGCCUGUUUCUAGUGAGAUUCAGAAUCUCAGGUACCUUCAAACUCUAGAUUUAUCACAAAAUUUCUUUAACGGGUCAUUGCCUGCUUCAAUUGUCCAAUGCAAGAGACUCAAGCUCCUUGUUCUCAGUCAGAACAAUUUCUCUGGCCCCUUGCCAGAUGGGUUUGGCACUGGUUUGUCUUCUCUGGAAAGACUGGACCUUUCUUUCAAUCACUUCAAUGGGUCAAUUCCCAGUGAUUUGGGAAAUUUGUCAAGCCUGCAAGGAACUGUUGAUUUGUCUCAUAAUCAUUUUAGUGGUUCAAUUCCAGCCAGCCUCGGUAAUCUGCCUGAGAAGGUUUACAUUGAUCUUACUUUCAACAAUUUAAACGGUCCAAUUCCUCAGAAUGGUGCUUUGAUGAACAGAGGACCAACUGCCUUUAUUGGCAAUCCUGGCCUGUGUGGUCCUCCUUUGAAGAAUUCAUGCGGUCCUGAUACCCCAUCUGCUAGUUCACCUCCCUCGUUUCCAUUUAUUCCAAAUAACUACUCAGCUGACGGUAAUGGUUCCAUGGGAAGUGAGAAAAAUAAAGGGCUAAGUAAGGGAGCUGUGGUUAGCAUUGUUGUGGGUGAUAUAAUUGGAAUUUGCCUCUUAGGUUUGCUGUUCUCUUUUUGCUACUCAAGGGUUUGUGGUUUUAACCAGGAUCUUGAUGAAGAUGGAGUUAACAAGGGAAGCAAAGGGAGGAAAGAGUGUUUCUGCUUCAGAAAGGAUGAAUCCGAGGUCCUGUCUGAUAAUAACGUUGAGCAAUAUGAUCUUGUCCCAUUAGAUUCUCAUGUGACUUUUGAUUUGGAUGAGCUUCUCAAGGCUUCAGCUUUUGUUCUGGGUAAGAGUGGAAUAGGGAUUAUGUACAAAGUGGUGCUUGAAGAUGGGCUUGCUUUGGCUGUGAGGAGAUUGGGGGAGGGAGGUUCUCAAAGGUUUAAAGAGUUCCAAACCGAGGUAGAAGCAAUAGGGAAGUUAAGACAUCCAAAUAUUGCAACCCUGAGAGCCUAUUACUGGUCUGUUGAUGAGAAGCUUCUCAUAUAUGAUUAUAUAUCCAACGGAAGCCUUGAUACAGCAAUUCAUGGGAAGGCUGGACUUCUCACAUUUGCACCACUUUCUUGGUCCUAUCGAUUGAAGAUCAUGAAAGGAACUGCAAGAGGACUGGUCUAUCUGCAUGAAUUUAGCCCCAAAAAAUAUGUCCAUGGAGACCUGAAGCCAAGUAACAUACUUCUUGGACAGGACAUGGAACCCCACAUUUCUGACUUUGGAGUUGGGCGGCUUGCAAACAUUGCUGGAGGGUCGCCAACCUUGCAAUCCAACCGAGUGGCUGCAGAGAAACAACAUGGAAGACAAAAGAGCAUGUCCACUGAAGUAGUGACUACCAGUGUGAUGGGAAACGGUUAUAUGGCUCCAGAAGCACUGAAAGUGGUGAAGCCAUCACAGAAAUGGGAUGUUUACUCAUAUGGAGUGAUAUUGUUGGAAAUGAUCACAGGAAAACCAUCUAUUGUCCAAUUUGGGAACUCAGAAAUGGACCUUGUUCAGUGGAUUCAGUUCUGCAUUGAGGAAAAGAAGCCACUCGUGGAGGUUUUAGACCCUUACUUGGCUGAAGAUGCAGAUAAGGAGGAGGAGAUUAUUGGAGUUUUGAAGAUUGCAAUGGCUUGUGUCCAUAGCAGCCCUGAAAAGAGACCUACGAUGAGGCACGUGCUUGAUGCUUUGGAUAGAUUGACUAUUUCCUCUGAUUGAGAAAUUUCAGAGCUGUGGACUGUGAAUGCAGCUCAUUUGUGAAUCUUUUACCUUUACUCUCUUGUCUUGGUCAUGUUUAACAAUGUCUUCAACCUCAUGAAUCCUUGUAAUUGGAGCACUAGAAGAGAAAUUGAAUUUGUUUCAGCAAAAAUCA
This is a messenger RNA of Vigna unguiculata (cowpea), 2594 nucleotides long. Its product is annotated as Leucine-rich repeat protein kinase family protein. Lineage: Eukaryota; Viridiplantae; Streptophyta; Magnoliopsida; Fabales; Fabaceae. Gene Ontology annotation, molecular function: protein binding; ATP binding; protein kinase activity. Gene Ontology annotation, biological process: protein phosphorylation. The record is from RefSeq and is a predicted model, not a curated record.